AUGGAAACGAAGUAUCAAUUUAAAGGUCCCAAAAGUUGGAUAGUUGGUUGGGAUGGCAAUAAUUGUUCUACCUUUACCGCUAAUAUCGUUGCAAACUGUGCCUCGACGUUUAAAUUAAGUGUGGAUGCUGAAAAGAAGGAUGUUUACAUUUCUCUUAGUCAAAUUCUUUCUAUG
Diversispora eburnea is the source of this 174-nucleotide messenger RNA. Lineage: Eukaryota; Fungi; Glomeromycota; Glomeromycetes; Diversisporales; Diversisporaceae. The record is from the annotation of a GenBank genome assembly.